AUGGCCGUCAAUAGGAUGAGAAAUGCCUUUGCACCUCCGAAGAAGGGCGAGACAUUCGAGCUACGAGCUGGACUUGUAUCUCAGUAUGCCUACGAAAGGAAAGAGUCAAUACAAAAGACCAUUAUGGCAAUGACUCUGGGCAAGGAUGUCUCUGCACUAUUCCCGGAUGUUCUCAAAAACAUCGCUACUGCAGACCUAGACCAGAAGAAGCUCGUAUACCUCUAUCUAAUGAACUACGCCAAAUCUCACCCAGACCUUUGCAUCCUUGCCGUUAAUACCUUUGUUCAAGACUCUGAAGACCCGAAUCCCCUCAUCAGAGCACUAUCAAUACGAACAAUGGGCUGUAUCAGGGUCGAUAAAAUGGUGGAUUAUAUGGAAGAGCCAUUACGAAAGACCCUUCGGGACGAAUCACCAUAUGUGCGAAAAACAGCAGCCAUCUGCGUUGCCAAACUGUUCGAUCUAAACGCUCCGAUGUGUCUGGAAAAUGGAUUUCUGGAGACGUUGCAGGAGCUUCUCGGAGAUCCGAAUCCAAUGGUGGUAGCUAAUGCUGUCACCGCACUAUCAGAGAUCAGCAAGGCAUCACCCGAGACCAAGGCUUUGCAGAUCACGCCUACGACGCUCAAGAAAAUGCUCAUGGCGCUCAAUGAAUGCACAGAAUGGGGACGAGUUACAAUCUUGACUUCGCUUGCUGAGUACAAAGCUUCAGACGUUAAGGAGGCGGAGCAUAUAUGCGAGCGGGUAUCGCCUCAAUUCCAACAUGUGAAUUCAAGCGUCGUUCUCGCCGCUGUCAAAACAGUCUUCCUGCACAUGCGAUACAUCAGUCCCGAGGCCGUCAAAUCGUAUCUCAAGAAGAUGGCGCCACCACUCGUGACUCUUGUUUCUUCCGCGCCCGAAGUUCAAUACGUUGCUUUACGGAAUAUCGACUUGCUUCUUCAAAAGCAGCCAGAUAUAUUGAGCAAGGAACUACGAGUUUUCUUCUGCAAGUACGACGACCCACCAUAUGUCAAGUUCCAGAAGCUCGAGAUUAUGGUUCGAAUAGCAAACGACAAAAAUGUCGACCAAUUGCUGGCAGAGUUGAAAGAAUAUGCGAUGGAGGUUGACAUGGAUUUUGUUCGUAGGGCCGUGAAAGCGAUUGGUCAGGUGGCGAUCAAGAUUGAAAGUGCCAGUGAACGUUGCGUAAAUGCAAUGCUUGAUCUUAUCAAUCUAAAGGCCAAUUAUGUUGUGCAGGAAGUCAUCAUCGUCAUCAAAGACAUUUUCAGAAAAUAUCCAGGUUACGAGGGCAUUAUUCCGACACUCUGCAAAUGUAUUGAUGAGUUGGAUGAGCCCAACGCCAGGGGCUCGUUGAUAUGGAUUGUCGGAGAGUACGCGGAGAAGAUCAGCAAUGCUGGUGACAUCCUUGGUGGAUUCGUCGACGGCUUCAAUGAAGAAUUUUCGCAGACUCAGCUGCAAAUUCUGACAGCGGUCGUCAAGCUUUUUCUGAAGCGACCUCAAGCUGCUCAAGGACUUGUAACGAAAGUUCUCACAGCAGCCACUGCUGAAAAUGACAACCCAGACAUCCGAGAUAGAGCUUAUGUCUAUUGGAGACUCUUGUCCAACACUACCGACCAGCAUGCCCCCAAGAACAUUGUGCUCUCAGAGAAACCACCAAUUACUACCACCAUCAAAGCACUACCUCAACCACUCCUUGAUCGCCUUCUCACUGAGCUCUCUACCCUCGCCUCAGUUUAUCAUAAGCCGCCUGAGCAAUUCGUUGGCGAAGGUCGCUUUGGCGCAGAUGCUGUCCAAAAAGCUGCUAUUGAAGAACAAAUACAAAAUGCGCAAGAAAACCCUCUGGCUGCCGACGCUGCGGCUGCAGCCGUGCAAGGCAGGGAUCCGCAGAAUGCCCAGGCAAAUGCUGAGAAUCUGCUCGAUAUUGAUUUCGAUGGUGCUGCUCCAGCAUCCAGCCAAGAGAAACCUGCCAAUGGCCUGUCAGGUCUUGAAGGCCUUGCAGGCACGCCUCAACGUGUCGUUUCUCCUUCUGUUCCAAGCCCUUCACAACCACAGGCUGCAACAAACAGUCUCGAUGACAUCAUGGGCAUCUUCGAUAAUGAUAAUGCAGCAACUUCCAGUGCACCGAGCUUCGGAGGCAUGUCAGAUAGUGAUAUAAUGAACGGUUUCGCUGGAAUGGAUCUCUCGGGACAAUCAUCACCUCCUCCUACCAAAACACAAACCGCCACAAGCAAUAGUGUAAAGAAAGGGAAUGAAGAUCUGCUAUCGCUCUUUUAG
Endocarpon pusillum Z07020 is the source of this 2265-nucleotide messenger RNA. RefSeq lists its product as uncharacterized. The transcript has 4 exons. Lineage: Eukaryota; Fungi; Ascomycota; Eurotiomycetes; Verrucariales; Verrucariaceae. Gene Ontology annotation, molecular function: clathrin binding. The coding region runs from base 1 to 2265 and encodes 754 amino acids. Gene Ontology annotation, biological process: intracellular protein transport; vesicle-mediated transport. The record is from RefSeq and is a predicted model, not a curated record. Gene Ontology annotation, cellular component: membrane coat.